AUGGCAAGCCGCAUCAACACCAUCGCAGGUCAUCUCGGGCCCUCGAGUGGCAACCCGCGUGUCGACCGCCUCACGGCCAAGCACGCCGACGAUAUCGUCGUCACCUGCGCAAAGCGCACCGCUCUCGGCAAGGCGCGCAAGGGCGCCUUUGCCAAGUGCUCGUCGGACGAGCUCCUCAUCGCCACCCUCAAGGCUGCGAAGAAGGACAUUGGCAUCGACCCCGCCCUCGUCGACGACAUUGUCAUCGGUACUGUCCUCACCCCUGGCGCACCGUACGCUGGACGCGCAGCAUCGCUUACCGCUGGCUUCCCCGACACAACUCCUGUCCAGAUCGUCAACCGCUUCUGCUCGUCCGGUCUCAUGGCGGUGCAGGCUAUUGCCAACGAGAUCCGUAACGGCGAGAUUGACAUUGGCCUCGCUGUCGGGUUCGAACACAUGACUGCGAACCCGGAUGACGGGGCGCCCAAGCUCGCGGACGAGACGAUGGCGAUGCAGGUCGGCCAGGACUGCGCAAAGCCCAUGGGCUGGACAUCCGAACAGGUCGCAGGCGAGUUCCACAUCUCGCGCGAGGAGAUGGACGCGUGGGCUGCGCAGUCGCAUAACCGCGCCGAGGCGGCGCAGAACUCUGGCAUCUUCGCAGACGAGAUCGCUCCUGUUACGAUCAACGGUACCGUCGUCGUCAAGGACGAUGGUAUCCGCCCCGGCACGACGCCCGAGAAACUCGCCAAGCUGCGCGGCGCGUUCGCCCAGUGGCCGCCCUCGCAGACCACUGGCGGGAACGCUUCGCAGAUCACAGACGGCGGCGCCUAUGUGCUGCUCAUGACGCGUCGGCGGGCAGAGGAAUUGGGUCUCCCUAUCCUCGCAAAGCACGUCGCAACCACGUCGAUCGGUCUCGCCCCACGCAUCAUGGGCAUCGGACCGUCCAUCGCCAUUCCCGCCAUCCUCAAGCGUACCGGGCUCACCAUCGAGGACGUCGACAUGUUUGAGAUCAACGAAGCGUUCUCGUCCAUGAUGGUCUACUGCGUCAAGAAGCUCGGCCUCGACCCCAAGAAAGUCAAUGUCAACGGCGGCUCCAUUGCGUUUGGACAUCCCCUCGGCUGUACCGGCGCUCGCCAGGUCGCCACGGGCCUCAACGCUAUCAAACGUACGCACGGCAAGAUCCUGGUCACGUCGAUGUGCAUCGGUCUCGGCAUGGGCGCGGCCGCGGUGUGGGUCAACGAGCAGGAGUAA
Cutaneotrichosporon cavernicola is the source of this 1230-nucleotide messenger RNA. RefSeq lists its product as uncharacterized. Gene Ontology annotation, cellular component: peroxisome. NCBI's taxonomy places the organism in Eukaryota, Fungi, Basidiomycota, Tremellomycetes, Trichosporonales, Trichosporonaceae. Gene Ontology annotation, biological process: phenylacetate catabolic process; fatty acid beta-oxidation. The record is from RefSeq and is a predicted model, not a curated record. Gene Ontology annotation, molecular function: acetyl-CoA C-acyltransferase activity. The coding region runs from base 1 to 1230 and encodes 409 amino acids. The transcript has 2 exons.